GCAAGUACAUCCCCAGCCGGCAAGAAAAGCAAAGCGAGCGCAGCAGCAAUGUGGAAAGCGCUUCCGGUGACGAACCGGAAGAAAUAAUCACUGGACUUGUUCAGCUCAUUAACGCUAGCUUGGAUGAGUUAAGAGUCGCUGUGACAAGAAAACAAAACUGAGCUGAAAAAGAAGAAAAGCCACUCCAUUGGCGAGGAAGUCAACUUUCAAAGUUACUGAGGUUGACCAACUUUACCAAGAACAGAAAAAAUAAAUGAAUUGAGAAUGACUGCGAGUGGAGGAGUUGCAGCGCUUUUAUUUAGAAAGUUAGUGGAUAGAACUGGUCAUUUUAUGUUGAAAGGAACAUGCGCAAACAAAUGAGUGAACGCCAGAAAGUGCCUUUUUAUUUUUAAAGGAACAGCUGAACGUAUGCAUUGAAUAUUGUGAAAACAACAUGCGUGAGUGAAUCAAUAGUUUUAUCUUGAGAGGAACACGUGGUCAAUGGUGGGAAAGAUAUGAAGGUGGACGCUAACGAUGCUAGCAGGUAUAGCAUGUGAGCCACACUACGGCAGCAGGGGGCGCCAGAGAACAAACAGACAGGUAUAAGGUCAUGAGUUAGCUUUCUGCUUUGAUUGACAGGUCUCCUCAACGCUCAUCCCCGCCCACGUGACGUAAUCAGUGGACUGACCGGUUCUGAAAUGGAAACAAGAUGGCAGAAGUGGCUGCACUUGAUCUGUUUACGGAGCAGGAACUCACCUGCUCUAUCUGUCUGGACCUCUUCACGGACCCGGUCUCCACACCGUGCGGCCACAACUUCUGCCAGGCGUGUAUCGGCGGCUACUGGGCGUCGACGCCGACGUGCACGUGUCCGCUGUGCAAACACGCGUUUGACGAGCGCCCUCAACUGAGCAUCAACAAAGUUUUUGCCGUCAUCACUGAGAAUUACAAAGUUUCUCGCUACGGCGCGGGCGCGUCCAGUGCGCCGGCCAACGCCGGCAACCCGUUUGAGAUGGCGCCCGACGAGGACGCGGUUUGGUGCGACGUGUGCACGGGCGUGAAGCGGCCGGCCGUCAGCUCGUGCCUGACGUGCACGGCGGCGUACUGCGAUGAACACGUCCAACCACAUCACAACACGCCGUUCUACGCCAAACAUCCUCUCAUGGACCCGCAGCAGGCGCUCCGGGGACGCACCUGCGCUCUACACCGCCGCCUACUGGAGGUGUUCUGUCGGACGUGUCAGCAUUGCAUUUGUGCCAUCUGUGUGCUGGAGGACCACAGAACUCACAAGACCGUGUCAGUCCAGACAGAACGACUCAGCAAACAGAAGCACGUGGCGAGGACAGAGCAGGAGAUCUUGAACCGGAUGAAGGACAAGGAGAUGAUCCUGGCCGAGCUGAACAGGAAGCUGGACGGCGUCAAGACUUACGGCGAGCGAGAGCGCAGCGAAGUGGAAACACUGCUGGACGACGCGACCGCUUCGCUGGCCCGCCUGCGUGCCCAGGUGGUGGGCGGAGUCCAGCAGCAGAUGGGAGCGGUCCUGUCACGCGGGGAGGGGCAAGCGAGCCUCCUGGAGGCGGAGCUCGCGCAGUUGACGGACAGACGGGCGCAGCUGGAGGCGCAGGCCGUCAGUCAAGACCACAUCGGGUUCCUGCAGAGCUUUUCGGAGGCGACGUUGCCGCCGGGCUCGGAUCAGCCCGUCAACGUGGACGACCUGGACCUGGACCUCCGCUUCCGCCUGGGCGGUGUCAAGGCGGCGCUGGCCGAGGUUCGGGACAAGCUGGAGGACGCCAGGUCGGGCGGCGGCGGCGGCGCCAGGGGGUCCGUGGCUUCCGUGUCGUCGGGUGACCAGAUGAUGAUGGCGGAGAGCAUGCUCAGCCUGGCAGGAAGUAGCAGCAGCCUGAGGAGGAGCCAAUGGGCGCUCAGAGACCUGAAGAAGUUGAAGCCGGUGUCAGGUCACAAGAAGGCUCGCGUGUACAUGGAGGACGUGACCUUGAACCCGGUGACGGCGUACCCCUUCCUUAUCCUCUCGGACGACAGGAAGCAGGUCAAGCGCGGCGAAAAGCUGCAGUUUUAUCGCAACAGUCAGCAGCGAUUCGACGUGUGGUCGUGUGUCAGCGGCAAGGACGGCUACGCCGCCGGACGGCACUACUGGGAGGUGCUGGUGGGCGAGAACAAGGACUGGAAGUUGGGCGUGGCGAGCGAGUCGGCGCAGAGGAAGGGUCUCUUCGACAUGAGCCCCGCUAGUGGAUAUUUCGCCCUCUGGUGGAGCGGCAGCCAACUGCGAGCGCUCACCGCCCCGCCGCUCACCAAGGUGAAGGCUCCGCCCAAGCUACGUCAGGUGGGCGUGUUCCUCGACGUGGAGGCGGGCCAAGUGUCGUUCUACAACGUCAAGUCGGGUUCCGAGAUGUUCGGCUUCCGCUGCGGCGAGUUCACCGAGCAGAUGUUCCCGCUGCUCGGCACGGGAGACAAAGAGGUGCCCCUCGUCAUCCUCGCCUGACGCCGAUAAAACUCCACCGACGGCAGCUGCGACCGCAAGUCUCGUGUUCACGAUCAUCCCCGGCGCGCUGGACAAAGCGGACCGAGCUCGUUCCCGUAAAUGUCCGCUGAAAAUCCCGAUUCUGCGCUCGCGAUCGUUCCAGUCCUGAGAUAGUCGCGUCAUGAAAUGAAAAGUCGUUUAAUAACGUCUUUGCUCUCCCAUAAUUGCAACGUACCAGAUGAAUGCCAACUGUUCAACUAAUAAAUACAUUGGAAUCACAA
Messenger RNA from Phyllopteryx taeniolatus (common seadragon), 2736 nucleotides. RefSeq names its product E3 ubiquitin/ISG15 ligase TRIM25 (gene btr30). NCBI's taxonomy places the organism in Eukaryota, Metazoa, Chordata, Actinopteri, Syngnathiformes, Syngnathidae. Gene Ontology annotation, molecular function: protein binding; zinc ion binding. The transcript has 13 exons. Bases 689 to 2476 code for a protein of 595 amino acids. The record is from RefSeq and is a predicted model, not a curated record.